Molecule: messenger RNA, 918 nt
Organism: Centruroides sculpturatus (bark scorpion)
Lineage: Eukaryota; Metazoa; Arthropoda; Arachnida; Scorpiones; Buthidae
Product: male-enhanced antigen 1-like
Exons: 4
Coding region: 20-493 (157 amino acids)
Biological process (GO): spermatogenesis
Source: RefSeq, a predicted model, not a curated record
GCAAAUCAAAGAAGGAAAGAUGGCGCCGAUUGUACAUUCUCCAAAUCAGAGUGAUCGUCCAGAAAAUGACGACGAAGAGCUUCAUUCUCGCGAAAUUGUCAUUAAUAAUUUUGAAUCCGAUCCCAGUUCGGACGAAGACGAUGCGAUCGACAUUGGUGGUUAUCAAUUAUUACCUCAAGACACAGACAACGAUGAUGGAAUUGAAUUAGUUGUUGAAUCUUUAUUUGAUGCUGAUGAAGUUGAGGAUUCAGUGAGUCAUUUAGAAAUUUCCGAGGUAGAAACUUCACGUUUCACUAGCAGAGAUAAUACUGAGGAGAAGACACCCGAAGAAAUUGACAGUUGUCCAAUGAAUCAAGAACGAGUUGAUAAAAUAAAGCAAGCAAUGGCUGGAUUCACUCUACCAUGUUCUUCAGUCCCAAAUUGGGCAUUCAACAUUCCAGAAGAUGAAUGGAAAGAAAGAUUAGUCACAAUAUUACAGAAGAAAACAAAUUAAAAUUCAAUUCUAAUAUAAUUCUAUAAAAUAAAUGUAAAUUAUGAAAAAUUAAUUGUACAUAUUGUAUUUUUGUUCUUAAAAGUUGAUACUUAGAAUAAUUUUAUUAAUUGUAAAAUAUUGAGAUAUUGCAGAUGAAGGGUCCAUUUCUUUAGAAAACCAAUUGUAAUUCAUGAAAUAAAUAGAAUAUUUAACUGCUGCUGUAUUAAUGAAUUUAACUGUUUAUAAAUGAAGUUCAAUUUGUGCAAUAAAAAAUAUCUUAAUGUAUCAAAGUAUAAUUUUGCAUAAUUAUUUAAAAUAUUGUAAUCCGGUUUGGCAUCAUUCUAGACUCGACAAAAAUAACUAUGAAACUGCUUUUGAUGAAAUCUUUUUUAAGAUGAUUUUCUAUUUUAAAACUGCAUAUAUAAUAAAGUUUAAAUUGUAAUAUG